Messenger RNA from Rhagoletis zephyria (snowberry fruit fly), 435 nucleotides. RefSeq names its product pseudouridine-5'-phosphate glycosidase. Gene Ontology annotation, molecular function: hydrolase activity, acting on glycosyl bonds; pseudouridylate synthase activity. Lineage: Eukaryota; Metazoa; Arthropoda; Insecta; Diptera; Tephritidae. The record is from RefSeq and is a predicted model, not a curated record. Gene Ontology annotation, cellular component: cytoplasm.
AUGCCGUAUCCACAGAAUAUUGAUACAGCGGUAGAGGUGGAACAAAUAGUUUCUCAAAAUGGAGCGUUAGCAGCAACAAUUGCAAUUAUAAACGGCCGUAUUAAGGUAGGUCUCACACGCGAAGAAAUGAGACAAUUGGCAUCCAAUUCUCAUAGCGAAGUUGUCAAAUGUUCAAGACGCGAUCUACCUUAUUUGAUUGCCAAGAAAGGAAGUGGUGGUACUACUGUAGCAGCUACCAUGAUCAUUGCACACAUGAUGGGCAUAGAGAUAUUUGCUACUGGCGGAAUAGGCGGAGUGCAUCGAGACGGUCAUGUAACAUUUGAUAUAUCGGCAGAUCUUGUAGAAUUAGGACGGACACCAGUGACAGUAGUCUCGAGUGGCAUUAAGUCUAUUUUAGAUAUACCCCGUACACUUGAGUAUUUGGAAACACAAGGA